Molecule: messenger RNA, 207 nt
Organism: Lathyrus sativus (Indian pea)
Lineage: Eukaryota; Viridiplantae; Streptophyta; Magnoliopsida; Fabales; Fabaceae
Source: the annotation of a GenBank genome assembly
AUGUCAGUCGAGUUAGUCGCACCCUUAAUCGUCAAUGGGGAAGUCGAGAUCACGAUUGGCGAUGCAGAUAUAAAAGAUGAAUUGGAAUUCUGGCAUAAUUCUAUGAUUCUAUUUGCUUUAGGAAAUUCCCUCUCAAUGAAUGCUUUAAAACGAUUCAUGGAGAAUUUAUGGAGUUUUUUUUAUGAUGCUAGAACUAUAUUACAAUGA